Molecule: messenger RNA, 1954 nt
Organism: Leucoraja erinaceus (little skate)
Lineage: Eukaryota; Metazoa; Chordata; Chondrichthyes; Rajiformes; Rajidae
Gene: fbxw2
Product: F-box and WD repeat domain containing 2
Exons: 7
Coding region: 5-1525 (506 amino acids)
Molecular function (GO): protein binding
Source: RefSeq, a predicted model, not a curated record
GCGCAUGCGCGCGCCAGGCUGUGACGCCAGUUCCGGCCGUGGCAAACUUGGACUUGUCGCCGAUCCCGCUCUGCGCCCGCAGCCCGCCCGCCCGCCGGCUCCGCGCCCACGGCAGCGAUGCACACACCGCCCAGCGCCGGGUAUAUUGUCACAUGGCCAUAUGGAGAGAAAGGACUUUAAUACAUGGCUUGAAUCUCUCUCCGGCGUUUUUAUCACACUGACAGAUGCCCAGAAGAAUGAGUCUUUGGACCACCUGAUCAGCUUGAGUGGGGCCGUCCAGCUGAGACACCUCUCCAAUAAUCUAGAGACGCUUCUGAAAAGAGACUUCCUCAAACUCCUUCCACUGGAGCUUAGUUUUUAUCUGUUGAAGUGGCUUGAUCCUCCAACCCUACUCAAUUGCUGCCUGGUCUGUAAGCAGUGGAAUAAAGUGAUAAGCAUCUGUACUGAAGUGUGGCAGGAAGCCUGUCGGAGCUUAGGGUGGCAGAUCGAUGAUACCAUUGAGGACACGCUACACUGGAAGAGGAUCUACCUGAAGGCGGUGAGGAGGAUCAAGCAAUUACAGGACAAAGAAGCUUUUGAGACGUCCUCCUUAAUUGGCCACAGUGCCAGAGUGUACGCUCUCUAUUAUAAAGAUGGACUGUUGUGUACAGGGUCUGACGAUCUCUCUGCCAAACUCUGGGACGUUUGUACUGGUCAGUGUAUUUAUGGGAUCCAGACGCACACUUGUGCUGCAGUAAAGUUCGACGAACAGAAGCUGGUUACAGGAUCGUUUGACAACACAAUAGCCUGUUGGGACUGGAGCUCAGGAGCAAAAACCCACAACUUCCGAGGCCAUACAGGGGCAGUUUUCAGUGUUGAUUAUAGUGACGAGCUGGAUACACUGGUCAGUGGUUCUGCAGAUUUCACUGUGAAGGUAUGGUCGUUAUCCACGGGAAUAUGCCUGAAUACACUCACUGAACACACUGAAUGGGUGACCAAGGUAGUUUUACAAGUCAGCCAUGUAGAAUCUGUGAUGCACAAACCAGGAGACUAUAUUCUAUUAAGUGCUGAUAAAUAUGAAAUCAAGGUUUGGCCGAUUGGGAGAGAGGUCAACUGCAAGUGUUUGAAGACACUUGCCGUAUCGAACGACCGAAGCAUAUGUCUACAACCAAGAGUACAAUUUGAUGGCAAGCACAUUGUUUGUGCAUCUGAUUUAGGAUUGUAUCAGUGGGACUUUGCCAGCUACGAUAUUAUACGAGUCAUCCGAACCCCUGAUUCUACGAACCUUUCCCUACUGAGCCUGGGAGAAGUCUUUGCUCUGCUCUUUGACAGCCGUUACCUGUACAUAAUGGACCUAAGGACCGAGCGAGUGGUGGGCCGGUGGCCCCUGCCUGCGUACAGGAAGUCCAAGAGAGGCUCGAGCUUUCUGGCGGGGGAGACGGCCUGGCUGAGUGGACUGAACGGCAAGAAUGACUCCGGCUUGGUUUUUGCCACAAGCAUGCCGGAUCAUAGUAUUCAUUUGGUCCUGUGGAGGGAGAAUGGAUGAGAAGGCACGGCAGCCGAUGGCCGUGUACUGCUUGUGCUGCUGACGUUUGUGAGAAUGCAGAAUCUUUGCACCAACCAAAGACGCACAGACCAGGCAUUCUCCCCUGUACUGUACAGUUGAUUGCCUUUAUUUUUUUUUAAAAAGUCAAAUGAAACCAGCAUGUUUGAAAAUUAUUUUUACACAUUAAAUCUGUUUGCUUGCAUAUUGAUGUAUCGAUACAGGAAGGGAAGGAAAAAGAAUGUUAAAUUAAACAUGGCACUGUUUAUAAAUUUAUAAUGAGCCACGGGUUGAAGAUUAUGCUUGACAAGCACAUUUCAACAUAAUUAAUGUAUUGUUUGCAGUAUUUUGAACAUUCCCUGACUGCCUUCAUUUCUUCUGCACCUGAAAGUAUAGAACACAUUACUUUUUUAUAUAAAUAUUUCCAUUCUG